GACUCUCAGUAGACUGUUGUUGUGAGAGAGGAGGAGAGACUCCCACACUGUUAAAGUGUUUUCACAGAAAAAAAAGGAAAAUAAAAAACUCCUUUUCUCUCUCUUCUCUCUUUUCUUCUUUCGCCAUUAAUAAUCUUCCAAUCUCUCAAUUGUACAGUGAAAUUUUCUUGAAUUUCCGACUAUUAUUUUCAAUCUAUCCUUAUUGUUUCAUAGUUUUUAAUUGUACAUUUUUUUCUUACAUAUUUAUCGAUUUUGAAAUUCGAUCCUUAAUGAUUCUUUUCGGCAUUUUCGCCCUAAAUUACGUGAUAUUCCUCUGAUCCGAUCUUUGCACAUUGCUAUAGUACAAUUUCAUGUCGUGAUUUCAGAUUGAUUUUUGCCCUAUUUUAGGGAAUUUUAGUUGAAGAUCUUAUUAUCCUCAAUUUUGAUACUUCACUUAUCCAUUUUGCGGAAAUUCGAGGUGGGCUUCAAACUUAGUAUAACUGGCGCUACUUGUGCAAAUGCCAAAUCUUCCAUCCACUGAACCAAUAGAGCUUACUUCGACCUCUCGGGAAUCAAAUGGAGGAGAACAAUUGGAUGAGGAGAGCACAAUGGCUACAGUUGCUCGACUCAUUGAGCAGUUGCAUGCCAACGUAUCAUCACCUCAUGAGAAGGAACUUAUUACAGCGCGGUUGCUUAGCAUUGCCAGAAAAAAUAGGGAUGCAAGGGCAAUAAUAGGUUCCCAUGGUCAAGCAAUGCCAUUAUUUAUAUCUAUACUUAGGGCUGGUACUCCUGGAGCUAAGGUGAAUAUCGCUGCAACUCUUAGUGUUCUUUGUAGAGAUGAAGACUUAAGGAUAAAGGUGCUUUUAGGUGGUUGCAUUCCUCCACUACUUUCACUCUUGAAGUCAGAUUUAGUUGAGGCUAGGAAGGCAGCCGCUGAAGCAAUAUAUCAAGUGUCUGCUGGUGGACUAGCUGAUGAUCAUGUGGGUGUCAAAAUUUUUGUCACUGAGGGUGUUGUCCCAACUCUAUGGGAGCAGCUCAAUCUGAAGAAUCAGCAAGAUAAGGUAGUAGAAGGCUUUGUGACGGGGGCCCUGAGAAAUCUUUGUGGUGACAGGGAUGGGUAUUGGAGAACUGCCCUUGCAGGUGGAGGAGUGGAUAUCAUUGUCGCGCUUCUUUCUUCUGACAAUGCAGCCUCCCAAUCCAAUGCUGCUUCUCUUUUGGCCCGUUUGAUGUUUUAUUUUAGUGAUAGUAUACCUAAAAUAAUACAAUCCGGAGCUUUUAAAGCUUUGCUUCAACUAGUUGGUCAGGAAAAUGAGGUCUCUGUCCGUGCAAGUGCUGCUGAUGCUUUGCAAGCUCUUUCUUUGAAGUCAGAUGAAGCCAAAAAAGCAGUUGUUGAUGCUGGUGGUGUUCCGAUACUUAUUGGUGCUAUAGUUGCUCCUUCUAAAGAAGGUAUGCAAGGCGAGUUUGGUCAAGCUUUUCAGCGGCAUGCCACUGUUGCACUGGCUAAUAUAUGUGGCGGGAUGUCUGCAUUGAUCAAGUAUCUUGGAGAACUUGCCCAGUCUCCUCGGCUAGCUGCUCCUGUUGCUGACAUCAUUGGAGCCCUAGCUUAUUCUUUGAUGAUCUUCGAACAGAAAUCAGAAAUUGAAGAAGAACCAUUUAAUGUGAAGAAGGUAGAAGAGAUAUUAAUUACAUUGCUAAAGCCUGGUGAUAAUAAGCUGGUCCAGGAUCGUCUGCUUGAAGCUAUGUCUAGUUUCUACGGGAAUGUUUAUCUCACAAGGUGGAUUCAUUAUGCCGAGGCAAAAAAGAUACUAACUGGCCUGAUAACGAUGGCUGCUCUUGAAGUGCAAGAACAUCUUAUUUUAUCUCUGACUAGCUUGUGCACUGAUGGAGUUGACAUCUGGAUUGCCAUCAAAAAGAGAGAGGGAAUUCAGUUGCUGAUUUCUUUGUUAGGGCUAUCUAGUGAGCAACAUCAGGAGCAUGCUGCCCAGCUGUUGGUAAUUUUAACUGAUGAAGUUGAUGAUAGUAAGUGGGCCAUUACUGCAGCAGGUGGGAUUCCUCCACUAGUGCAACUUUUGGAGGUAGGAUCUUCAAAGGCUAAGGAGGAUGCGGCCCAUGUUUUGUGGAAUUUGUGUUGUCAUAGUGAAGACAUUCGUGCAUGUGUUGAAAGUGCAGGGGCUGUCCCAGCUUUCCUGUGGCUGCUGAGAAGUGGGGGACAAAAAGGGCAAGAAGCAUCAGCCAAAGCACUGAUGAAGCUUGUCCGGACAGCUGAUACGGUAACCAUCAAUCAGCUGCUUGCUAUGCUUGUAGAUGAGUCUCCAAGCUUGAAAGGCCACAUUAUCAGAGUUUUGGGUCAUGUGCUUACUAUUGCAUCACACAAGGAGCUUGUGCAGAGGGGAAGUCUAGCCAACAAAGCGCUGAAGUCUCUCAUCAAAGUGCUUGAUUGUUCAAAUGAAGAGAACCAAGAGUGUUCAGCUUCAGUUCUUGCUGAUCUCUUUAGCUCUAGGCCUGAGAUUUGUGAUAGUCUUGCAACUGAUGAGAUUAUUCAACCAUGCAUGAAGCUUUUGACCAGCAAGACACAACUUGUGGCUACCCAGUCAGCUAGAGCCUUAGGUGCUCUGGCACGGCCAACCAGAACAAAAAGUUUGAACAAAAUAUCUUGUAUUUCCAAGGGAGAAGUCCGGCCUCUAAUUAAGCUGGCUAAAACUUCUUUUAUUAAUGCUGCUGAGGCUGCUGUUGCUGCCUUAGCCAAUCUCCUUUCUGAUACUCAGAUUGCAUCUGAAGCUCUGGCUGAAGAUGUUGUUUCAGCUCUGACUAGAGUUUUGGGAGAGGGUACUCCAGAAGGAAAGAAAAAUGCAUCACGUGCCAUAUAUCAGUUACUGAAACACUUUCCUGUUGGAACUGUGCUCAAAGGAAAUUCUCAAUGUCGUUUUGCUGUUCUUGCUCUUGUUGAAUCAUUAAAAACAUUGGAUCGGGAUGAGAUUGGUGCUGCUGAUGCCUUGGAAGUUCUUUCUUUUUUAGCUAGAACAAAACAGAGGGUUAACUUUACAAACCAACUUUGGUCUACCCUCGCUGAAGUUCUUUCGAGUUUAGAACCUCUUGUUCAUUGUCUAGCUGAAGGGCCUCCUGAUAUUCAAGACAGGGUGAUUAUCAUUCUUUCUAGGCUUUGUGGAGAUCAACCAGCUGUGCUAGCUGACAUGCUGAUAGCUGAAUCAAAAUCAAUUACUUCUCUGGCGAAAAGAACAAUGAGUUCGUCUUGUCUAGAGGUCAAAGUUGGGGGAACUGCACUGCUUACUUGUGCUGCAAAAGAACACAAAAAGCAGUCAAUGGAAUCUCUUAGUUUAUCCGGAUUUUUAAGACCCCUGAUAAGUUCUUUAGUUGAGAUGAUAAGGCAAAAUUCCAGUUGUUGUUCGUUGGAAAUCAAAAUUAGAACGCCAAAAGCCUUCAAGCGUAGAACGUCUUUUCAAGAAGAUGAUGAGUCCGAGGUUCCUGAUCCAGCCUCUGUUUUGGGAGGUACAACUGCUUUAUGGUUGCUAUCCAUAAUGUCUUCGUUUAAUGAAGAGAAUAAAUGUGCUGUGAUGGAAGCUGGAGGGCUGGAAGUCCUUGCUGAGAAGCUCACAAGCUAUACUUCCAAACCACAGGCAGAGUUUGAAGAUGCUGAAGGUGUCUGGAUCAGUGCUCUGCUCCUUUCUAUACUCUUUCAAGAUGCAAGUGUUGUUUGUGAUCCAGCUGUUGUUCGUAUCAUGCCUUUGCUAGCUCUGAUGCUGAAAUCUGAUGAAAUGAUUGACAGGUUCUUUGCCACUCAGGCAAUGGCUAGCUUUGUUAGCCAUGGGAAUAAGGGUAUAAUGACAAUAAUCGCAAACUCAGGGGCUGUUGCUGGUUUAGUAACUCUAAUUGGUUAUGUGGAUGCAGACAUGCCAAACCUUAUUGCCUUGACCAAAGAGUUUUCUCUAGUCAAGAAUCCUGAGCAAGUUGUAUUGGAACACCUUUUUGAAAUAGAAGAUGUGCAAGUAGGAACUACUGCACGUAAAGCUAUACCAUUACUGGUUGAUCUUUUGAGACCAAUGCCAGAUAGACCCAGUGCACCUUCAAUUUCUGUCCAAUUAUUGACUAUGAUUGCAGAUGCUAGUGAUGCAAACAAAUUGAUAAUGGCUGAAGCUGGCGCCUUGGAAGCCCUGGCAAAGUAUUUGUCAUUGGGCCCACAAGACAUCACCGAGGCUUCAAUUUCUGAGUUGUUGAGGAUAUUAUUUACCAACUCUGAGCUCCUUAGACAUGAAGCUGCUGUUAAUUCACUUAGUCAGCUUAUAGCUGUUCUUCGUUUAGGAUCAAGAACUGCUAGGCUCAGUGCCGCAAAGGCUCUAAAUGAACUUUUUAAUGCUGAAAAUGUGAGAGACUCUGAAUCUGUCAACCAAGUUGUUCAGCCUCUUGUUGACAUGCUUGAUGCUACAUCUCGUUCCGAACAAGAAGCUGGUCUUCUUGGGCUGUUUAAGUUGACUGUUAGAGACCCUUCAAAGGUCAGUUUGUUGACAGAUAUUGAAGGAAAUCCUCUUGAAAGCCUCUGCAAAAUUUUGUCCUCUUCUACAUCGUUGGAACUGAAAAAGAAGGCAGCAGAUCUGUGUUCUAUAUUGUUCAGCAUUCCAAAAAUGAGAUCAACACCAGUUGCUACUGAAUGUAUACAGCCCCUUAUAUCACUGUUGAAGUCUGAUACUGAUUCAGCAAUUGAAUCUGGGGUUUGUGCGUUUAACAAACUGUUGGAUGAUGAUCAGCAGGUGGAGAAAGCAUCAGUUUAUGAUGUCGUCGAUCUCCUUGUUUCUUUGGUUUCUGGAUCUAACUAUCGGAUUAUUGAGGCCAGCAUUUGUUCUCUGAUUAAGCUGGGGAAAGACCAAAUUCCUCGUAAAUUGGAUAUGGUCAGUGGUGGAAUUUUUGAUAAUUGCCUGAGGAUUCUCCCAGAUGCCCCUAGCUCUGUUUGCUCCUCAGUUUCAGAACUAUUUCGCAUUUUGACCAACAGUGGUGUAAUUGCAAGAAGCUCUACAGCUCCAAGAAUAGUGGAACCCUUGUUUUGUGUUCUGCAACGUCCUGAUUUUAAUAUGUGGGGGCAGCACAGUGCCCUGCAAGCACUCGUGAAUGUCCUGGAAAAACCACAGUGCUUAACAAUCUUAGAACUCACUCCUAGCCAAGUUGUUGAACCGUUAGUAUCCUUAUUAGAAUCACCUUCUCAAGCAAUCCAGCAAUUAAGUUCUGAAUUACUAUGUCACCUUCUUGCCCAAGAUCAUUUUCAGCAAGACACGACGACUAAAGGUGCAAUUAUUCCUCUUGUUCAGAUCGCAGGAAUUGCAAAUUUGAACUUACAGCAAACAGCUGUGAAGGCAUUGGAAAAGAUGUCUUUGAUUUGGCCCAAAGCAAUUGCAGAUGCUGGAGGUAUAUUUGAGCUCUCCAAAGUCAUUAUUCAAGAUGACCCUCAACCACCUCAUUCAUUGUGGGAAUCCGCUGCACUUGUCCUGACCAAUGUACUUCAUGUGAGUGUAGAGUAUUACUUUGAGGUACCGCUGGUGGUUCUCGUGAAAUUGUUGCACUCAUCACAAGAAAGCACUGUCAGUAUGGCUCUUAAUGCUCUCAUUGUUCAAGAAAGAAGUGAUAAUCGCAGUGCUGAAUUAAUGGCUGAUGCUCAAGCAAUCGAUGCUCUCUUAGAUCUUCUAAGAUCACAUCAGUGUGAGGAAGCAGCCGGAAGAUUACUGGAAGCUUUAUUUAAUAAUGUGAGAAUUAGAGAGAUGAAGGUCGCUAAAUAUGCUAUUGCACCAUUAUCUCAGUAUCUCCUUGAUCCUCAAACCCGAUCACAAUCGGGCAGACUACUUGCAGCUUUGGCUCUGGGUGACCUCUCACAACAUGAAGGGCUUGCCAGAGCAAGUGAUGCUGUUUCGGCAUGUCGUGCUCUUAUUAGUUUGUUGGAAGAACAGCCAACAGAAGAAAUGAAAAUGGUUGCAAUUUGCGCAUUGCAGAAUUUUGUCAUGCGCAGUAGGACUAAUAGACGUGCUGUUGCAGAAGCAGGUGGAAUUCUUGUUGUCCAGGAGCAACUAUUAUCUUCUAACGCAGAUGUUUCCAUCCAGGCAGCUUUGUUGAUUAGGUUUCUAUUCUCAAAUCACACACUUCAAGAAUACAUAUCAAAUGAACUCAUAAGAUCUCUUACUGCUGCAUUGGAGAGAGAACUGUGGUCUUCAGCAACCAUCAAUGAAGAGGUCUUAAGAACGAUAAAUGUAAUAUUAACUAAUUUCCCUAAGCUUCACGUAUCUGAAGCUACGACGUUGUGCAUUCCCCAUUUGGUGGGAGCGCUAAAAUCUGGAGAUGAAGCUGCUCAAGAAUCUGUGCUGGACACUCUAUGCUUACUCAAACAUUCUUGGUCAACCAUGCCUAUAGAUACUGCUAAAUCACAAGCUAUUGUUGCUGCUGAAGCCAUUCCGAUCCUACAAAUGUUGAUGAAAACCUGUCCUCCAAGUUUCCAUGAAAGAGCAGACAGUUUGCUGCACUGCCUACCAGGGUGCUUGACUGUCACUAUAAACUGUGGACAUAAUCUAAAGCAAGCUAUGGGAACCACAAAUGCUUUCUGUCAGUUGACAAUAGGCAAUGGCCCCCCAAGACAAACAAAGGUCAUGAAUCAUAGCAUUUCUCCGGAGUGGAAAGAAGCCUUUACAUGGGCAUUUGACGUACCACCAAAGGGACAAAAACUCCACAUUAUAUGCAAAAGCAAGAACACUUUUGGAAAGGCAACGUUAGGUAGAGUCACAAUUCAAAUUGAUAAGGUUGUGACUGAAGGAGUUUACAGUGGAUUGUUCAACCUAAACCAUGAUAGCAAUAAAGAUGGAUCCAGAAAACUUGAAAUUGAAAUAAUGUGGUCCAAUAGAUUAUCCCAUGAUAGCAUGUAAACAAGAAAUCGUUACGGAAGUUCAAUGCAGAGUGAGUGAAGUUGCAGCUGUGCUGUCAGUUAAGUAUUGGUGGUGUGCUGCCCUGUAAAUCUCAAGGUUCCUUGCCUUGUAUUGUAUGUACGCUCCUACUCCUCUAGUCCCCUUUACAAUAUUCAUUUUUGUAGUCAAGUUUUGUUGCCUAUAUAAUAUAUAGAAUGUAUAAUCUUCAAAUUAAGGCGAGAACAAUCCAUAUUUUCUGCAGUGCCAUAAGCUCGUUGUACAGCUAAUUAUUAGGUUUUAGGAAAUCCAAUGUAUCGAUAUAUGUUGUCCAGAAAUUGUAUUCUUAAAACCCGAAAGAAAAAGUCUGAGAAAGUGUAUCAUUUGCUGUCCAUAGAAUACUGACAUUCUUGCGAAGCUUAAGUUGAAAAUUAUGUGUAUAUUGUAUUUUGUAUUUUGCCAGUAGGCGAUUUAUUGAUGUAUACAUCAGGCUGGGCUCAUCAAACCCGCCCCGGCCCAACAAUUUAUCUUAUAUCUACAAUAUUUCUUGGAUAAAGUUGUAUUUACAUUUCAUAGUUCACAAUCAUUGAUAAUUCUGUUUAUUUCUCAAAUGCUUCUUCACAUUAUUUUCAAUCAUUAAUUAACUCAAUGCAAUCCAUCUUCUCUCUCCUACUCUCAUUUCCUCCCACUUUAUUUCUCACUUUCAAAAACCACGUCAACAGAAUUCUCCUGUAAUAAUCAUCAUUAAUCCAUCAUCAAAUCAACCCAAAAACACAAUUAAUACCCAUAAUCCUUCUUCAUCAUCAAAUCCCAAACAAAAAUCAAAAAGAAUCAGUUUAUGAAUCAAUAAUAAAUUAAUAAUGAUGA
Molecule: messenger RNA, 7733 nt
Organism: Amaranthus tricolor (Joseph's coat)
Lineage: Eukaryota; Viridiplantae; Streptophyta; Magnoliopsida; Caryophyllales; Amaranthaceae
Product: protein CELLULOSE SYNTHASE INTERACTIVE 3
Exons: 7
Coding region: 498-6890 (2130 amino acids)
Biological process (GO): anisotropic cell growth; regulation of cellulose biosynthetic process
Cellular component (GO): cellulose synthase complex
Molecular function (GO): microtubule binding
Source: RefSeq, a predicted model, not a curated record